This is a messenger RNA of Biomphalaria glabrata, 4104 nucleotides long. Its product is annotated as solute carrier family 2, facilitated glucose transporter member 3-like. The coding region runs from base 1509 to 2078 and encodes 189 amino acids. Gene Ontology annotation, molecular function: hexose transmembrane transporter activity. Lineage: Eukaryota; Metazoa; Mollusca; Gastropoda; Planorbidae. The transcript is spliced from 5 exons. Gene Ontology annotation, biological process: monosaccharide transmembrane transport. Gene Ontology annotation, cellular component: membrane. The record is from RefSeq and is a predicted model, not a curated record.
AAAUAAUUUGUACUUGUUCAUUUCUCCUUUAGCUGCUUUGCCUACAUGAGAAUUACAGGGCGCAAGUGUCUGUGCUCUGCAUAGUUUAUUUACAGCUCUACAAUGACAGAGCUGGGACAUUUCUUUAAAAAAAAUGAUACAAUUGUGUUGCUACAGCAUUAGAUAUAACAAUAGACCUGGAUCAGGAAUGCUCUUUAUGUCUAGUUAUUAGCUGGAUCUACAGUUGUUGUGACCUGGGGGUUUAAGUUGGUUCUGUCUGAGAAAUAUUUAUAGAUGAAUGUUAAAAAAAUUAUACACCCUACUUGCAGAUUUCAACAAUCCUGAAAUGAUAUGAUAACACUGUUAAUUUGAUGGACUAUAUAUUAAAUAUGGUGUAUCAUGAAAUUAGAGUUAAAUAUUACAUCAACUUGUAUAGUAUGAAUUGUAUACAGCUUCAUUCAUAUACUGUAUCUCACACACACACACAUGGGUUUUUUAAAACAAUGUUCAAUCAUCCAUUUAAAAGGAAAAAGAACUUACUAAAAUAGGAUUAACUACCCAGUAUUGAAACAGUUGUGAUCAUGAAUAUCAGAUCUCAUGUUUUCUUUGUUCCUGUAUGUGCCUACGUUGGUAAUUGUCUAAUUGACUAGAAAUGUAUAUUUUCAAUGAGUACCGUAAUAAGAACAAGUUUAAAACAACUGUUACUUCAUCGGCCUGAUUAUUACAUUGAUGACCUGUUUAAUACCUCUCUAUUGUAUUUCAAGCCGAAUAGGCCAGUGGACACAUAACAGUAAGACAAAUUAAUAGCCUUGCGAUUUCUAUUAUUUUAUUUAACCACAGUCUUGGUAUCAAUUCAUCAUUUUGUAAUGUAAUCUGAUGCCAGGUAUACUAAGCCAUUUAAUAACUGACCUUAUGUACUGAAAGUUACUCACCUAAAAAAAAUAUUUCAAUUAGUUUAUAGCCAGUUGCCAGCCUGGCUGGUAACUUUUCAAAUUCAUUUUCUCAAAGCUCAUUUCACUAUCCUAUCAUGGCAUCACUGGUUUAGUUGUAUGAACUAUAUAUUUUUGGUCCUUUUUAAGAAAUAAGAGAAAAAAAAAUUGAAUUCAUCAUCUUUAAAACUGUUGUAUGAAACCAAGUUUAAAAACAAAAAAAAAAGAUAUUAAAAAGAACUUGUGAACUAACAGUUUUGUUGUAACUAUAUCUUAUACCAUUCAAACAAAAUAUACUCAACAUGUUGUUUUACAUAUUCCUUAGCAAAUAAAAAUUUCAAUACAUGUUCAUAAUUUCAAUACAUUUUCAUUGACAUGCGCAUUAAUACUAAGCCAACAGAUUGUUUAAAAUUUACAUAGUUUAUGUACAUAUAUUUUUAACCCCCAUAACAUCUAGUCCAACUAUUCCUGCAAUAUAGUCUUGUAACCUUGACCUUUUGCCCAGAGUCUCCAAAAUAUCUGCUGGUGAAUAAAAGAGAUGAUGAUGCGGCUGAAGCAGCUCUGAUUUGGUUAAGAAAAACAAGCGAUGUGUCUGAAGAGAUGGAGGCCAUGAGGAAAGAAGGACAGGACCUCAGGAACUCACCAAAGGUCACUAAGGUCAGAAGUGUACACACACUUGUAUGUCUGUCGUCAAUACAUCAAGUGCACAAAGGCCAGCAACUCCUUGUGUAUCUCAUAUUAAAAUGUAUUUUGUUUAUCUCUCAACAUUUACAUCAUCUGCCCUAUACAUCACAAGGUCUGAAAUGGUUUAGUGUGCUUGAUUUGAUGAGGACCAGUGAUUUGCGAUGGCCACUAAUUAUAUGCGUAGUACUACAAAUGUCUCAACAGUUUUCUGGCAUCAUUGCUAAGUCACUAGAAACAUAUUCCUUUCUGCCUUUCUCUGUCAUGCUGUUGUUGUUCUUCAUCUUCACCUAUAUGUUUGUCCCAGAGACCAAAGGCAAAAGUAUUUCUGAGAUUACCCAGCUGUUUAAAUCUCCCACUAUGGAUAGAUCAGAAUUCAGAAAUUCCUACAAAAGCUCAAAGAACAGAUACAGCACCCAAGUCUUGAUAAUUGAUCCACCUCUCUCAGAAAAAGGGACGGAAUAUUAUAUCGAGUCCAGCUACUUAUAGAAUUUAGGUGGCUGAACAAUUUUGGCGGCUGUUUUAUUUUUUGAAAUGUUAGUCCUUUGAUUUAGUUUCAUGUUGUUGGAUAAAUUUGUUAUUAAUAACAUUUUAUUAUACAGGGCUUUCAUUAAUUUAUCAAUGCAAAUACAAUUAAUCAGUUUUAAAAAAUAUAUUCAUCAUUUUAAAUGACAACUUUUGUUAUAUUGUUCUAAAUAUGUAUGAUCAUGUAUCAACAUACCUCAAUAGAAUUGUGAUAACACACCACAACAGUUGUUUAUGAGAUACCAUUUAAUACAUUUAAAGGAGGCCAGAGACUUUCUUCCAAUAAAGUGAUUUAAAACUAUGUACUCCAUCAGUUUUUUAUAUUAUAUUUAUAAAACUAAUUAAAGCAGUUGUAUUCUGGCUGACAAUGUCUGUGCUGAAUGUGGCAAAUCUGGUUGUGGCAAACUAUGUAAGUUGCAGCUGGAGCUAGGUAGCCAUGGGAAGUACUGCUUUCAUUAAAUCUUCAGACUUGAAGACAAGCCUUAUUAUUAUUAAUCUGGCCAGUGAUUUCAGUGCAAUAUGAACACUAAUGUUUUGUGUAACUAUUUUUCAAUAAGAUUGUUUUCUAUGAAAAAUAUUUUUAUUAUAAGUUUCAACUUUUAUUAGCACUGAUUACUUGAAUGAGAUUGUGAGAUUCUGUUUUCAGUUAUUUAAUAUUGAUAUUUUUCAUGUAAAUGUUUUGUUUUGGAUGUUCCUUUGUAAUUGAAGAUUAUUACAUCCUAGCCCAAACUUCCUGCAGGACAAGGUUUGAGCCCAGGAAAUUUGAGAUGACAGUCCAGAGCGUGUACCACAUCACCAGUCAACCCAAAGGCCCAAUAUUGGUCCUGUUUGAGCAUCUUAAAUAUAUACUGGUGACUUGAAAACAAAGUAGAACUUUUUUCUAUUUAGUUUUUAGGAAAAAUAAAAUAAUCAAAAGUUAUUCCAGUAAGUAAAAUACCCUUUCAUACCUUGGGGCAGAUGAUGUUAAUGCCAUCUGUUUCUGUGGCUUCCGGUUAAUGAUGAUGUCAUGUGACCAGCACAACGACCAACCACCUUUACUUUUUCUUGACUAGUGUCAGGCACCCAUUAGAGUUGGCAGAAUCUGGUGCCCUAUAUAUCCCUUAAAUAAAAAAUCCCAGUCCAGAUUUGAACCUGGGAUCUCUCGGUUCUGCAGCCAAGCUGGGACCCAAUGGUUCUGCAGCCAAGUGCUUUACCACUGAGCCACUGCGUCUCGUAAAAGGUAUCCAAUCUUACAUAAAGCUGCAUAAAACUACAUGUUCCUGAGCCAAUCAGACCAUUAAAAAAUAUAAGCAUUUUUUAUUAGUAGAUUUUUAACAAACAGUUCACCAGAAAUUAAACACUAAAUUGUGUAGCAACUUCUCCUUCAUGGUCAGAGACUAGCACAAUCUCAUUUCCCAUAAACUUGAAGAUGCCUUUUUUUUUUGUUUACUUUUAAAUUGCUUUUGAGUAGUGCAACUGUCAUGCUUGUAGUAUUAUGCCCAAUCUCUUUUGGACCAGUGGGGGGAAAUGAAGAUUGGGGUGAAAAUUUCGAUACUGUCGUUAGGCACUCGGCUAACACAACAUAGCUUGAGUAGGAUUUGAACCUUAGCCCCCUUGAUAGGUGGCCAACUGGUUUUUUCCUCUCAGCCACAUAUACCAUUAAUAGAUAAAAUUUAUAAAAUUAUACCAUUAAUAGAUAAAAUUAUUCUGUCACCACCAUCAUCACCACUUGGCUGUUUACCAAAGUAAAGGGAUUGUUAAAGAGUUUGAUUAAUUAAAUCUAUUAAUCAAUAAUUCAUUUGAUGUCCAUCAGUUAUUUGUUUUAUGAGAAGGUAAUGAUUUUCCUUUGUUUAUAAGCUUUCUAGGCAGCAUGUAGUUAUUCCUUGAGAAUUAGAACUGCAAAACUGCUUGGGUGUAUGUUAUGUAGUACUGACUGUCAUCACAAGGGUCCUGAAAUCCCACCUGUUGCUGUGCCUUAAGAAUUUGGCCUCUCUGGUCACAAAAGAAAUUG